This is a messenger RNA of Drosophila arizonae, 1683 nucleotides long. RefSeq lists its product as uncharacterized. The record is from RefSeq and is a predicted model, not a curated record. Lineage: Eukaryota; Metazoa; Arthropoda; Insecta; Diptera; Drosophilidae.
AUGACGUGCGUUGGCCUCUGUUUAGGGCUGUGCUGUAUUCUGGCCGUCGGACUUAGCCAAAACGGGAAAACCGAAGACGACCAAAAGUUGCUUUUCGCUGUUGUUUCUGAGCUGCAUCGAGAGCUUGGCAUCGUCAAUCACCUCGUCUUCUCUGGAAGUCAGAACAAUCCCCUUGUGCAAGAAUCUCUAAUGGAAAGCCUUAACGGCUCGGUGAUUCUGGCUGGGCUGGAGAUCGGGAAACUUCAUUAUAGUGUUAUCAAUAGCAGGAAUGUGGCUAUUGCUUUUUUCAACGGACUUGGCGAUCCAAUACUGGGCGUAGUGCACAAUAUUUUCUUUAAUUGGUGCUAUACGAAGCACUUCCAUAAUACGAUGUUGGUGAUGGAGCACGAGAUCUGGACAUAUGAAGUUAAAUCGACCCUGAAAGUGUUUAAGUUUUCUCCAGGCUCCAUUAGAGAGGCCAUAGGUCUCCACAUAUGCGAUCAGAAUAGAGUGCAAAAACCAGGAUCUUCGGUAACUCUAUACCAAGAUUUUCCAGAUGUAUAUUUGUACAACUCAUCAAACGGAAUCCGUCUGGGCGGUGAAGUCGGCAUUCUCUUGGCGACAUUUAUGGAGAAAAUUAAAUGCUCUAUAGAUAUUCGGCGAGUGUCAUUUGAUGAAUAUAUGCAGAGAGUUUCGCUAGGCAAUACCGGAAAUACUCACAUUGACAUCGGAGCGAAUAUGCUAUCGCACUUUGAUGGGUCGUUGUACAGCCCGGUGUGGAAGAUGACACAGCUAUGCCUCGUGUUGCCCAACGAAUGCCGGAGUUUCAUUGAGCAUUUCAGUGACGUAUAUGAGGCAAAGCUUACAGUUAUGUUUUUCAUGGUGAUUUAUACUCUUUUGAAUGCUCUGAUCAUGUGGAUCAUCAAUCCGCGGGCUCCACUGGGCAAUAUCCUGUUCAAUAGUGCAAGACUCACAAUUGGGCAGGGCGUGGCAAACCGAGCCUUUCGUCGCCUCCGACUUCCUGAGAAGAUUAUCGAGAUGUGUACGCAGAUCUUUACGCUUCUAGUUCUCAGUAUUGUAACAGGAGCGGUGACAACAGCCCUCAUCACAGGCGUGCGUAAGCCCGAAAUUGUGGACCCCGAAACGUUUUUGGAGAGUGGACUGCGAGUUAUGGUCUACUCUAACCAAGUGCAGGACGAGUUUGAAUAUUUCCUGCCAUCGAUUGCGAAACGAUUCCUCUACGUGGACAAGCGUGAGCGGGAUCGCCAUUUAUACGCCCUGAACGACAGCUACGCCUACCUCAUGCUGACUCACAAGUGGCAGCUAUUGGAGUAUAUUCAGCGUCGUCUCCACAAACCAAAACUGCGUCUGGCCACCGGGAAGCUGUGCAGCAUUGAGCGUUACAUCAAGCUUUAUGUGUGCAGCGGCGCAUGCUACGCCCCAGCCCUGAAACACUUUGCGCUGACUGCACACGAGUUUGGGCUAACUACGGGGUGGAUGCAACAGGGAUUGCGUCAGGCGGAGCAAGCUGGGCUUGUGGCUAAGCAGCCUUACGAGCCACCCACUAUGAGACCAUUGCCCCUUAAGUUUUAUCAACGAGCCUAUGCACUAUACGGAUUCAUAUUAGUGCUCGGUCUAAUUGCGUUUUUGAUGGAAUGCCUCAUUGCAUAUUGGCGAACUCAUAAUGCUCGAAUCGUGACUUAA